Messenger RNA from Symbiodinium necroappetens, 2958 nucleotides. The record is from the annotation of a GenBank genome assembly. NCBI's taxonomy places the organism in Eukaryota, Dinophyceae, Suessiales, Symbiodiniaceae.
AUGCCAUUAGACCAUGCUCUGAAAUUAUGCAGAGACCUGCAACGCGGCGAUCAGUCUGCGGUGGACGUCAUGCAACAAACGUACACACGCAUAAACGAGAUUAAUCCACAGGUGAAUGCGUUAGUUAACCUACUGGAUCCGGACGAAGCACUUGCCCUGGCGCAGCAGGCUGACGCGGUCCCCGUUGCUGAACGGGGUCCGUUACAUGGGCUGCCUAUGGCCACCAAAGACGCCGUUGAUGUUGCAGGUUUCCCAACCACCAAAGGCUUUACGCCCUGGGCUAAGAAAAUCGCGCGCAAAGAUGAUGCCCAGGCUGCGCGCUUGCGCAACGCCGGCGCUCUAUUCAUCGGCCACACCAACAUGCCGGAAUUUGGUCUUGGUUCAAAUACAUUCAACAGUUUAUUUGGCCAGACGCUCAAUCCUUAUGACCUGAACAAGACCUGCGGUGGCAGCAGUGGCGGCGCCGCUGUGGCUCUGGCCACGCGCAUGCUGGUUUUAGCUGACGGCAGCGAUAUGGGAGGAUCGUUACGCAACCCGGCCAGUUUCUGCAACGUGGUUGGUCUGCGACCCUCCAUUGGACGCACGCCUAAAGGUGACGGAUUCGGCUGGCUGGGCAGACUGACCACCACCGGCCCGAUGGCAACAAACGUGGCAGACACUGCCUUGCUGUUUUCGGUACAGGCUGGUCCAGACCCCACAGAUCCGCUCACACUCAACGAACCUGGAGAGGUUUUUCUCGACGCUCUGCAACCACGACAAGAUCUGAACGGGCUGCGCAUUGGUUACUGCCCGUCCAUAGGAGAUGCGCCCGUUGAACCUGCCGUUGCAGCGGUCAUAGCAAAAGCUGCAGAUACUAUGGCUAAUCUUGGCGCAGAGGUCAUCGAAACACACCCACCGCUGGAUCAGGCGAUGGGUGUGUUUCAGGUCAUGCGCGCAGCAGCGCUGGCAAACCUGGGACACGCUUUGAAUCUGACGAUGCCGGAUUGGAAAACCAAGGCGAAGUCCACGGCGGUAUGGAACAUUGAGAAAGGUCUGGCGUUAAGCGCCGCCGACAUUUAUGCCGCAGAGCUGCGGCGCACCCGCAUAUACGCAGACUGUGUUGAAUUCUUCAGCAGCUUCGACGCUCUCAUUCUACCUGCGGCCCAGGUUGCACCUUUUGACAAAGACAUUGAGUGGAUCGAGGCGAUCAACGAGACACCGAUGGCCACCUAUAUCGAUUGGAUGACGGUGUGUUGUGCAGUAACUGUAACGGGACUACCAGCCAUCUCAGUCCCUGCAGGUUUUACCGCAACAGGCCUGCCUGUUGGUCUGCAGAUUGUUGGCAAGCCUCGCGCGGAUCUGGCUUUGCGCCACAUGACAACACCACCCGCAGAACCGGUUAGUGAUAAAAAGCGAUUAAUGGUGAUCACGGCACACCCUGACGAUGCCGAGUUCAACGCGGGUGGCCUCAUGCUGAAGUGGGCCAGCGCCGAGCAGGAACUGCUGAUUUUAUGCCUCACCGACGGUUCCGCCGGCCACCACGAGUUAGCCACCGAAGAUCUCGCCAGUAUCCGCCAGGAAGAGGCCCGCAACGCAGCCGACUUACUGGGCGCUAAAGUAGUGAUCUGGGAUGUACGGGACGGCGAGCUCGAAGCAACGAUAAACUUGCGCAAACAGCUCAUUGGAGACAUUCGGGCAUUCCGACCAGACCUUAUUCUGACGCACCGCACCGCAGACUAUCACCCGGACCACCGCGCCUGCGCUCAGCUGGUCAUGGACGCCUGUUAUCUUCUGCAGGUACCUAAUAUCGCGCCCUCAUACCCAGUGCUGCAAAACAUCCCGCCGGUGCUGAUGUUCGCCGAUCGUUUCCAAUAUCCUCGACCGUUCCAGCCUGAUUGGGUCUGUGAUACCAGUGAUGUACUCAGUGGUGUAGUAGAGCUGUUACACUGCCAUGCAAGCCAGGUCUAUCAGUGGUUACCCUACACACAAGGCAUCGAAGUACCUGAGCAUAACCGACGACAAUGGCUGCGCCAGUGGUACAGCCGUCGACCCCAGGGUAUCGCAAGGAAAUUUGCAGGCUCUGGCAUAGAAGCCGCUGAGGCUUUUGAACUCUCGGAAUACGGCGGUGCAUUUGAACCGGAGCAUUUCAGUUUCAUUUCCCUGUACAUCGGGAUAGCCACCUUUCUGGGUUCUUCACUGGCGGCGGGUUACAUGCUGGCGAGCAACUACGCCGCCCUGGGCCAGCGCCGCAUGGCAAUCUACAGUUUGUGGGGCAGCCUGGUAUUGGUACUGGCCUUCGUUCUGCUGCCGGGGCAAUUAAGUGCCAGUGCACCGAUUGCCAUUGCCAUCAUGAUUGGUCAGGUCGUUCUGGUGCUGGCCAUUGCCAACAAACUGCAAGGACCGAUGUUUGCCAGUUUCGUGGAAAUGGGCGGCCAGUAUUUCCCCAUGUGGCGAACCAUUGUCGUCGGCAUCGGCGCAUCUUUUGUGCUUGUGUUUGUCUGGGUUGUGUUAGUCAGCCUGUUUGGCGGAGAUCUGGCGCAAGCACCAGGACCUGCCGGUGAAACGGCUUUUCGCAGCCGCUAUAAGACCGCGCGCUGCGUGCUGCGUUUCGAGGAUCAGUUUUUGCUGGCCAUUCAUUCCAGCUUCUGGGCGCGCACCCACAAACGAUGGGGGUUACCCGGCGGCAAUAUCGAACGUGGUGAAGCACCGGCAGACGCAGUGCGCCGGGAGCUGGAAGAAGAACUUGAACUCUACAUGACGGACUUCACUGAAAUCGGCGCCUAUCACUACAAAGGUAAUGAUCAUAUGGUCUAUGGUGCCGACGUCGAUUAUCGAAUAUCCAAUUACGACGAUACUGAACUGUUGGACCUGGACUGGUUUGAUCUAUCCCGACUGCAAACCCUGGACAACGAACGCAAACUGCACGCAGGUUAUGAAUUACAGGCGGUACGCCAGUUCAUCGCUCUGCACGAUCACUGA